This is a messenger RNA of Lingula anatina, 2523 nucleotides long. Its product is annotated as sulfotransferase 1B1-like. Gene Ontology annotation, molecular function: sulfotransferase activity. The record is from RefSeq and is a predicted model, not a curated record. Lineage: Eukaryota; Metazoa; Brachiopoda; Lingulata; Lingulida; Lingulidae.
CUAAGCGUGACGUCAUGCAGUGCAUUUCUGGGGAUGCUUAUCUGUUCAUUUCUGUUGGGCAACGGCGGUUUUUCACAGGGUCUUCUAGAUGGAAGUCCAGCUUCUAAAAGAAACUUGUUGACUGUUUGCCUUCUGACUCGAACUACUGCAGGCCAGAUGUUUCUCAGUUGUUUGGCCGGCAUGAACCGUUGCUGGUGGCAAGUCUAUCUCUUGCGUCGGUUAAUCUCGAUCUACCACUCCGAGGCCUGUCCCUUACAUGAUGAGUUUGGUGCCAUUUUUAUGUAAACCCCAAUCCAUUCCCUACUCCAAAAUGUACUAAUAAUAUGGGAUUCCGGACUUCCAUUUCGAGGACUACCAUCACUGUCACCAAACCGUCCCUGUCGAUUUUCAGCGCUUUGACAAUGUAAAGAGGUAAAGGAAGUAGAUGAAAUUCUAAAUACAUUCAUUUGUCCACCCACGUUGCUCAAGGUAAAGCUGAAAAAUAGCAAAUGCCAUUUCUGGUUUACGGUCCAUGCAAUGGUUCUUGCAGACCAGUCACUCUCCUUCGUCUGUCAACCCCGGUGAUUUUUACGUGGGAAAUCUGGGUUGAAUUCUUGAAGCAUGGAGCCUUCUUUAAUCAAUCCUUUUUUUAAAUCUCAAUCUGCAAAUUGUGCGACGACUGCAAAGCUAAUUUGCUGCACGGUUCAAAUCCCCUAAGCUUUGGCAGCGUAAAAAGACGCCUGUCGUCUCUGGCACUAGUCUUCUUUGGAUGGCCACUGCGUGGUACUUUAUGGGCAUCGCCAAUGCCAUCCAUCCUUCUGUAAACCCCGCAUACAGUCUGACCAGACACCAUAUCUGGCGGCUGUGUGGGGACAUCUAUACCCGCCUCCUUCAGAGAAACAAUUUCUUUUCUUUUUUCAUUUGUGAGCUCCCGUACCUUCACCGUGGUAGAAACUUGACAGCCAGAAAGUCGUUAAACAAACGAUGAGACCCUUUAUAGUGUACAUGGAUCAAAAUCCAUCACUUGUUACGCGAACAAUAAACCGUGAAACACUUUUUUACGAACAAAUCCCCGUCACAUAUAGAGCACUAUUUACACAGAUAGUGCAAUACUUUUGUCACCCCUCCGUUUCAUUUAGUAGAAUAAAUGUGCAAUAAUCCUUGAGGUGAAAUGCGUUUCAACCAUAAAGUAUUGUGGGGCAGUUCUCAAACUUGCGUCUUCAGUAUGACGAGUGCGUAUGUAUUAUACGUCUCCCUGACUCGCUGCCUGUCAGUAACAUCUCCCGUAUUGUCAAUAUACCUAUAUAAUUUAUUAUGUAUGUAAGCUAAUAUAUAUGUAAGCUGUAUACAUGAAGGUCAGGCCACUAAUGCAUGAGGAUUAUUCAAAUCACGUACAGCCUAAAAUGCUAAAAUAAUGCAACAGAGUAGAAAACCUUGGCCUCUUGAAAUAUUGUGUCUAUUUUGUUGAGAAAUCAAACGUAGUUUUCCAGCUUUUCCCGAUGUCUUCACGAAAACAUAUCAUAUGGAAUGGCGUACGUAUAAAACACUGCCCGGGACUUGAAACACGAUUGCCUACGAUCCGAGAUUGGGAUGUAGCAGAUGAUGUUAUAUUUGUCACUUCAUUCCCAAAGACCGGUACGUACUGGAUGAUGAAGACUGUCAGUAUUUUGGUAGAUGCGAAUCGGAAAUAUAACGGAGACGUCGAUAUCCCAGACUUUGACUCAGUAUCUUCUUGGCUGUUUUUGGAGGAAUUGGAAAGAGAGCAACUGUUAAUGCCAAUUAGACCAUCAAUGGUAGUAACAACACAUAUCCCAAGAGGUCUGUUGCCUGUAAAGAUAUGGAAAAAUAAUAAAGUAAUCCACACAUUACGGAAUCCCAAAGACACUGCCGUAUCGCUGUAUUUUUAUCAAAGAGACAGAGGUUUCUGCAUGGGUGAUUUUGAGCAAUUUCUACAGGGAUUCAUGGAUGGAGAACUGGCACAUGGCAGUUGGUUUGACAAGGAGCUGGACUGGUGGACACACGAGAGACAAAACCCAAACGUUCUGUUCAUGAGUUACGAGGAGCGGUUGAAGGCACCCGAAGAAUCUACAUGGAAAUUAAUUGAGUUCCUUGGACUAUAUAAUAUACCCAGGGACAACUACUUUCUGCAAGACGUAUUGAAAAGAACCUCGUUUGAAUCCACGAAAGAGACAGACGGCCCUGUGAUUAAUAGAAGUUUAGAUUUUAAAACUGGAAACUUUUUCAGAAAAGGGCAUGUUGGUGACUGGAAGAAUUUCUUGACAGUAAAACAGAAUGAAGAAUUUGACAAAGUAUACCGUGACAAAAUGAAGGGUAGCGACAUCCCCAUACAGUUUGAGGGAUAACUUUUUUCUCAAGCGUGCAUAUAUACUGCAUAUAUACUGUAUAUAUCCUGGAAAUUCCACUGGUAGGUUUGAGAAAUAUGAAUAUAUAACACGAUUUUACAUAAACGGGAUAUGAAAUUCAUAAAUGUGCUACACUGAGAAUAAAAUCGGAGUCCAAGUGACUCCAAACUUGGAGGCCAGC